Molecule: messenger RNA, 1497 nt
Organism: Candidozyma haemuli
Lineage: Eukaryota; Fungi; Ascomycota; Pichiomycetes; Serinales; Metschnikowiaceae
Gene: SKN7
Product: kinase-regulated stress-responsive transcription factor
Exons: 1
Coding region: 1-1497 (498 amino acids)
Biological process (GO): phosphorelay signal transduction system; regulation of DNA-templated transcription
Molecular function (GO): sequence-specific DNA binding; DNA-binding transcription factor activity; phosphorelay response regulator activity
Source: RefSeq, a predicted model, not a curated record
AUGUCCUCCAGAAAAGAAGAACCAGCUCAAGGCGGGCUGAAUGACUUUGUCAAGAAACUAUUUCAAAUGCUACUGGAAGAUAAGUACAUGAGCGUGGUGCGCUGGACUGCUAGUGGUAACAGCUUUGUCGUAUUGGACACCAACGAGUUCACCAAAGAGAUACUACCGCGUCACUUCAAACACUCCAACUUUGCCUCGUUUGUUCGUCAGUUGAACAAGUACGAUUUCCAUAAGGUCAAGAUCUCCAACGAGGAGAAACAGCACUACGAGUAUGGCGACGAUGCGUGGGAGUUCCAGCAUCCAGAGUUCCGCAAGGACGAUAUCAACGCUUUGGAAAACAUCCGGAGGAAAGCUCCAACCAAGAAAGAACCCGCUUACGACGCUAACCCACAUUACGACCUGCAAAUCGCCCAGAUAAGGCUGGAGUUGGCCCAGUUGCGUGAUGAGAACAAAUCCAUGGGCAACAAGUAUAAGGGACUUCUAAACAACGUGGCCACGCUAAGAACGUUCAACGAGCGCCAGUACCACUCUAUAGGGAUCUUGCUUAACGCAUUGAACGAAGCUGGCAUCAAAAUUCCUCCUUUGGAUCUUCCCAACCCAAAUGUCAUGAAUAUGGCUCUGCCAGCAGGUGCUGGCCCGCAACCAACACAGGCUUCACCACAGCAACCGCCUUCGGAACGUGCUGUCAAGGUCAAACAAGAACCACAGCAGCUGGUAUCCCACCUGCGAUCUGGCCUGGGCUCUGUACCUGAAUACGACUAUAACUCGCUGGGCCGCCAAGGGCCUUCCAGCAACAGAGGCUCUCACUCCAGCCAUCCAAGCAUGAACCACGUUAAUCACACGAGACACCCGUCUUCAACGCUGCCGUUGGGUGGUGACGUUGUGGGCCCCGUCUCUACAGUCAGUGUGCCAAACCCAAAGUUCCAUGUUUUAUUGGUUGAAGAUGAUAAUGUGUGCAUCCAGCUAUGCCGCAAGUUCUUGAUGAAAUACGGUUGCCAGGUGACGGUGGUGACAGAUGGUCUCAAUGCUAUUUCCACAGUCAAGCAGACGAUUUUCGACCUUGUGCUUAUGGAUAUUGUCAUGCCCAACCUAGAUGGUGCCUCGGCAACCAAUAUCAUCCGUUCCUUCGACACUAGAACGCCAAUUAUUGCCAUGACUGCCAACAUCCAGGAUGCUGAUUUGGUGAAUUAUCUCCAGAACGGUAUGUCGGACAUUUUGGCCAAGCCCUUCUCCAAGGACGACCUAUAUGCUAUUUUAACCAAACACUUGAUGUCGGCGUCCAAGGCUGCUGAAUACGAAAACGAUAGCACUGAGAUCCACACGAUACCGAUGGAUUCGAAUGCAUCUGGCGUAGACCAGCAGUUGGGAAUAGACCAACCUGUCAACAUGGGCCAACACAUGCCUCUGCAGAAUUUAUCAGAAGACCCAAUGGGUCAACCCAUAAUGGACUCUAUGGAAGCUGUUGAUCAGCCGGCGAAAAAGCAAAGAACCCACUAG